Hydractinia symbiolongicarpus is the source of this 13321-nucleotide messenger RNA. RefSeq names its product protocadherin Fat 3-like. Gene Ontology annotation, biological process: homophilic cell-cell adhesion. Gene Ontology annotation, cellular component: plasma membrane. NCBI's taxonomy places the organism in Eukaryota, Metazoa, Cnidaria, Hydrozoa, Anthoathecata, Hydractiniidae. The transcript is spliced from 24 exons. The record is from RefSeq and is a predicted model, not a curated record. Gene Ontology annotation, molecular function: calcium ion binding. The coding region runs from base 20 to 13321 and encodes 4433 amino acids.
UAAUUAUUUUUCUUUCAGGAUGUGUAAAAUUGAAUACAGAAACAACAUGGAAUUUUCUUUUCACCUUCUGAUACUUCUACUGUUAAUACCAUUUACACUUAGUGAUAGAUAUGCACGAGAAGAACUUGGUAUAUCAGAUAGACUUAGAUUUACCAGCGGAGUUCACCGCUUUUACAACUGCACAGUAAGUUCAAGUGGCUACUUAUCGUCUAAUCUUAAAAUUGGAAUUUUUAUACAUAAUUAUAAGCCACAAUUACAAUUCUACAUAAACGACACUGGCACAUAUGAAGUGACUACGGAAAGAGUAGAAGAUUUUUAUUUUGCAUACAUAAAAGCAAAGAAGAAAGUUGACAAGAGUAAUAAUCGCAUAAGAUUAACAGCAAAAAAUAAAAUUGAUGGUGUUCUUAUUGACGAGACACUUUUAAAAAUACAAACGGUAGCCAAUUUGUCUGCACCGGUAUUUUUAAAUAGUUCAAACACCAUAAUUGAUAUCAAAGACAAUUUAUUUGUUGGUAGUGUACUAGGAAAGCUUGUUGUGGAUGAAGAUAUACGACAGGUUAUUUUUGCAAUGUCUGCAAAGUAUGUUUCACUGGUCAGUGAGUUUAGUAUCACUGUGGAUGGUAGAAUCUUAUUAUCAAAAAUUGUUAGUGCCAAAUCAAAAAACUUUUACAAAUUUAAGGUGGAUGCUUAUUCUGUUAAUUCUCAAUUUUCCGCUUCAGUAUUGGUAAAGAUUAAUGUGCUGCAAGGAAGUAAACAUAUUGAUCCAUACCGAAAUCUAUUACCAGUGAAACCAGAGAAACCACAACCAUCAUUUAAGCCACUAUUUCAACUAAAGAAAAAAUUUGAUUUCUCAUUUAAUGAGCUUGCGCCAACUUCGACAAUAAUAGGUAGUAUUAAAGAUAAGAAACAUGAUUUAACUUAUUUUUUCAUUGGGGACACUUAUAGCAAUAUAUUUGUUUUAAAUAAAAUUAAUGGUUUUAUUUCAAUCAAAGAUUCUAGCAAGAUAGACUAUGAGAACAGACAUAUUUACAAGUUGUCAGCAGUUGGAAAGUAUAAGAAUAUUGUUGUUUUCAAUGCUACCAUAAAUUUACAUGUGCAAGAUGCUAACGACAAUUCCCCACAGUUUACUAAACAGGAUUUGUAUGUUCGAAUUGAUGAAGAUCUUUCAAUUGGCUCAAUCGUUACAAAACUACAUGCAUCUGACAGGGAUAGUGGAGAUAAUGGAAAAGUCAGUUUUGUUUUAGCUAACAAGAACAAAUUGCCAUUUUACAUUGAUGGUGACACAAUUAAAGUGCAACAAAACAUUGAUCUCAUUUCCAUGGGACAUAUCAUAGUUUUGCAUGUGAAAGCUGUUGAUUGGGGAACUCAACUUCGAAGAGAAAGCGAAACAAGUGUUACCAUUGAAAUCAAACCAGUGAACACCCAUAGACCUGUCAUAAAACAAACCCAAUGUAACAUUACUCUGUCCUACAAUACUUUAUCUACAUAUAUCAUUAAGUUUAAUGCAGUUGAUGAAGACAUAUAUGAUAAGUUGGUGUUUAGAUUGCUGACUAAAAGCACACUCUACACACUAAAUGCUACCACUGGGACAUUAAAAAUUGCAGAUGUGAAUAAAGUUCAAGAACACCAAUCCAGAGUAGUCCUCCGACUUGUAGCAUAUGAUGGUGUGCAUUCUUCUGACGAAAGCAUGGUUGUCAUUGAUUUGAAGUCAGAGUCUUCAAUUAAAUGCUUGGACAGUAAUGAAUACGACCGUGUCAGAACAUUGCUUCAAAAGAAAAAAACAGAGGUAGUAGCAACUAGAGAGCCAACUAAAUCAUGCCAACCUUAUGGUCUCAUCAAAUUUUCAAAACAAACAUUAAAACAAACAUCCAUAAUAUUACCAGAGGAUGCACCAUUAAAUACCAUACUUGGGCACUACGAAGCUGUAAAUUCCAACAUUAAUUGUUAUGGCCUGAUUAUGUAUACCAUAGUAAGUGGUAAUAAUGGACAAUUUCAAAUUGAUUUGUUUAAUGGAACUCUGUAUGUAUAUGAUCAAUUGGAUCGAGAAAUAGAAUACUUUUAUAAUUUGAAAAUAAAAGCUACCAAUAUUUACAACCAAUCUGCCAUUUUAAAUGUUCAUGUUACUAUUCUUGAUGUAAAUGAUAAUGCUCCUGUAUUUACCAAUAGCGGAUAUUAUAAAUUUGAAAACUUGCUUGAUGUGAAAGGUGCAAUUAAAGUUUCUGCUACAGAUCCAGAUUUAGGAUCUAAUGGAGAGGUGAAAUAUUCACUUAUGAAUCCAUCCAAAAUCAUCAGCAUUGAUGAAAAAUCAGGAGUUUUACACCUUCUGACAUCUACUGAUAAAUUGUGGUACCCAGAAUAUAUAUUUGAAAUCAAAGCAUCUGAUAAAUCACAAGAUAAUCAAUUAUGUGGGUAUGCCAUUGUGCAUUUGGUAAUUAAUGGAAAAACUAAAGGCCAUCCAUUGUGUUUAGCAGACAAGCAACAAAUUGAAGUGCCAAUAAACAGCCCUGUUGGGGUCAUUGUAGGAAGGGUAUUUGGUUAUAACACUGGUUUUGGCAACCUGGAUAAUGUGACAUAUUCAAUCCUACAAAAUUCAAAACUAACUCACUUUCAUGACUACUUUCAAUUAGACAGUGUGACAGGUUUGAUUAUGUUGAAAAAAGUGUUAUCCCAAAAAGACAAAGGUUUUGUUUUCAGUAUGCAAGUUAAAGUUCACAUUGGUAGUUCAUUUAUUUUAUGUCAUGUAUACAAGAUUAUUGUGGAUACUUAUGGAACAACAAAACCCAAAUUUACUGACAGUGAAUUAAGAAUUAUAUCGUUACCUGAAGAUGUUGAUAAAGGAGCACUAGUGGCAAAAUUAUUUGCAACACUGACUGGCACGAAAGCUACAGAUCAAAUAAAAUAUGAACUGGUAGAUGGCAGUGGCAUUGGUAUGUUUUCAGUUGCAAAAUCAUUUGGAAACAUAUAUGUUGCAAACAAUGAGUUUACCAAACCAUUUUAUUGGUUGACAGUGCAAGCGUAUGUCAGACAGAAUAUUUACACAAAUACUCAUGUCCUCAUCAAAAUUAAAUCUUCUAAGGAAAGAAAACCAUUUUUCAGUCCAAGUGUGUACCACAUUGCCUUAGACCAAUCUGAAGAGAAAAAUCGUCGUGUUGUGCAAUUAUUUGCUUCAGAUGGAAAACAAGGUUUUAUUAGUGAUGGUUUAAAAUAUUCCAUAUAUGCAGGAAAUGAUAAUAAAUACUUUAAAAUUGAUAACACUGGAACCAUUUAUUCGCAGCAAAAAAUAAAUGUAGGCUUGUACAAGCUUAAUGUGACUGUCUCCAGCAAACUAAACUCAACUUUAAUAUCCCAUGGAUAUGUACAAAUAAAUGUUUAUAACAAGAAUUUAAAACCACCACAAUUUACUGAGUCAAUGAUCAUUGUGAAUGUUUUCGAGACAAAAGGCAGUUUGCAUCCACCUUUUCUUUUUCAGUCAUUAGCUCUAGAUGAAAACAAAUUGAAAGACAAUAAAUUACGUUAUGAGAUAUUGUUCUCAACAAAAUUCACAAUAGACUCCAAGACUGCUGUUGUAAAGACUAAUCAAGACUUCAGUGUUGGGGACUUUGAAUAUUUCAAUGUUCAAGCAAGAAAUUCUGCUAACCAAACUGCUAGUAUAGGCUACUCUGUACAGUUCGUCUCAAGACCUUUAGCACCAACAAAUCUGUCAUUUAAAAAGCCAAACUACCUCUUAAAGAUGAAAGAAAAUGUUAUCAAUGUUCCUGUUGUUGUUCUUACCCAAGAAGUCAACAAAAAUUCGUCUGGACCAGUUUUCUUUUACAUUAUAUCUGGAAACGAAUGGCUUAACUUUGCUAUUUUACCAGGCAGUUCCACAUUGACUGUCACGAAGCCGUUAGAUUACGAAUGGAAAUCAGUUCAUUCACUAAAGGUGCUAGCCUUCGAUGGUCUUGUUUUUGCAACAACAGAAAUAAAUAUUCAUGUUGAAAAUUUAAACGACAAUUUGUUGACAGUUUCACAACCCUGCUUCGAGGCCAGAAUAUACGAAAAUACAAAGUCUGAAAAAAGCCUUAUAACCAUAAAAGUUACUGACCCUGAUGGAAUGGAUGAGGGUUUUAGUUAUAUUUUAAUUAAUGAUGUUGAAAAGAAUUCGCCAUUUGCUGUAUCUAAAAAUGGUAUAAUAUCUGUUAAACCUGGCAUAACUUUUGAUCGAGAAGAACAAGAAGAACAUAUUAUGACAGUGGUAGCUGGAUCAGAGAAAGAAAAUGCAACAUAUUGCGUCAAAAUUGUAAUUGAGGAUAUGAAUGAUCAUGCACCUAAUUUUACUGAAGCAUUAUACACAGUUUCUGUGUUGGACUCAACGAGUGUUGGCUCAUCAAUUAUGGCAGUUUAUGCUACCGACAAGGAUAGUGGAUUAAAUGCUGAUUUAUCAUACAGUCUAUCUGAUGUGUCUGACCAUUUUGGAAUUAAUCCAAAAAGUGGUGUGCUUUAUGUAAAGAAUAAUUUGACAAACUUGCUUGAAAAUAAGUUUGUUUUGAAUGUAGCUGUAAAAGAUAAUGGAAAACCAUCAUUUUCUUCCUACACCAAAGUGAAGAUAAAUGUCAUUGCUGAUUUGCAAAGUUUGCAAUUUAAGCAACCCUAUUAUGAUGUGUAUGUUAGUGAGAAUGUCCGUGUUGGUUCGUUAGUCAGUCAAAAGAUUAAUAUAAAUGUUUCAUUGGUAAAUUAUGAAAUUCAAAGUCUUGGUGAUUCCUGCUAUAUUGAUUUUUGGAUCGAUCCUUUUACUGGUACCAUCUUAACUGCAUCUGUGUUUGAUGCCGAAAAAAUCAGAAACUGCUCUUUUAUGGUGCAUGGCAUAUUGCAUGGAGAAAUCAUCUCUUCAACUGAAGUGUUUGUGACUAUUGUUGAUAUGAACGACAACAAGCCAGUCUUUUUAGAUGUCAGUUACAACGGUACAAUAAAAGAAGGCCAAAAAAGUUACUCUAAAAUCAUGACUAUUAAUAACGAAGCUUUGGUAGUUAGAGCUACAGAUGUUGAUGUGGGAGACAAUGGACUUGUAAAAUACUCUUUUGUUGAAGAAACAGUCAGAAUUUAUUUUCACAUAAAUAAAGAUACUGGUGAAAUCCUUUCCAAUAUGGUACUUGAUUAUGAAAGACAUCCUCAUUCAUUUAAUUUCCAUGUAAAAGCAUCAGACCAAGGUUUUCCUGCAAACUCAAAAAUUGUACCAGUCACAGUGCAUCUAACCAACAUCAAUGAUAAAAUGCCAGAGUUUCAUAGGAUUAACACAAUUUCCAUUUUAAGGCCUGUAUAUAAUGGAACCAUAGUUGCGACUGUGAUAGCAAAGGAUAGUGACAUGUUGAGUAAAUCACAAUUGGUAUACAGUUUGGAAAGUGAUGCAUUUGACAUUCAACCACUAACAGGAGUGGUAUUUGUGAAGGAGCCAUCUUAUUUAAAAAAUCGAGAAGUUAUCACUGCGCAGGUUUCGGUUAGUGAUGGCGUAUUUAGCAAUAGAGAUGUCAUGCGAUUUCAAUUAAGUACUUACCAGCACAAUCCAAAUUUUUAUUUUGUUUAUGGAACGACAUUGGCAAGUAUCCCAGAGAACACCAACGUUGAGACCACUGUUAAAGCAGUAAAUCCUGUCGGAUACAGUGCUGGCGAAGCUUUGCAAUUUCAAAUACUUAACCCAAAUAGUUUAUUUACUAUUGGGAAGAAGUCUGGUGUUUUAAAAACAAAACCGGAAGCUAUAUUCGAUCGCGAGAGUAAAGAAUAUUUUCUUAUUUAUGUGGAAGUAUGUAAACCGCUGCAUCCAAGCAUUGUGGCAAGAACUACAGUCAAUGUAACCAUUACUGACAAAAAUGACAACCCACCUGUGUUUUCAAGAAGCAAAUAUUACAAAGCCAUAGAUGUCGAUACUUUGAAAGGCACAAAAUUGAUUUCUGUUGUUGCUACUGAUGCAGACAUGGAUGAGAAUGGGAGAAUUAGAUACGAAAUUGCUUCCGGUAAUCAAGAAUAUUUUGAAUGCAAUUCAGAAACUGGUGCCAUAUUCCUUAAAAAGAAGUUUCUCAAAAGUCACAACCCCAAAUAUUACCUGACAAUUAGAGCUUCUGACAAUGGCAGUCUCGUUCUAACUUCAGUUUGUACUGUAGAACUUCAAAUUAUAAACGAGGACCAACCAAUGUUUACCAACAACUAUAAUGCCCUUGUGUCAGAGGAUGCACAACCAGCUGAGCAUGUCAUACAAAUUGAGGCUAGAGGACACAAUCAGCGUCAAGUGUAUUAUCAAAUUGUGGGGGGAGAUGAAUACGAAGUUUUUAAUUUGGGCUUCACCUCAGGAAACCUUUCUGUUUCUGGUCAGCUUAAUUAUACGCGUGACGCAUGUUACCGUUUGGCUGUGAAGGCUAUUGACAGUUUGACAGGUUCUUGGUCUGAAGCUGAAUGUGACGUUACUGUCGUUGACACAAACGACAACACUCCAAUGUUUGUGCAAACAGCUUACUUUGCUACCAUUUUAGAAGAUUCUGUAAUAGGUCACAUGGUCCUGCAGGUUAAAGCAGUUGAUGCAGAUGUUGGUUCCAAUGCAAAAGUCACUUACUCACUUUCUGCUCAAAGGGAUAAAUCUCUGGAGAAGUUUUCCAUCGACGCAACUAGUGGUAAAAUAACAUUGACAUCAAUGCUUGACUCUGAGCGUGAAGCUUCACAUUUGCUUUACAUCACUGCAACAGAUCAAGGUGUACCAGCAAAGUCUAGCUUCACCACUGUCAGUGUUUACGUAGCUGAUGUAAAUGACAACCACCCUGUUUUUUUGCAAUCAAAUUAUAAAUUUUUCGUUGAUGUUUACUCCGGCAAAGAAAAACAAUUCGUUGGAGUGGUGCGCGGCUUAGAUGCUGACGUCAGUAGUGAAUUAACUUACCAAUUGACCGCACCAUCACUAGUCGUAGGAAUAGAAUCAAAGUCUGGUGUUUUGUAUCUCCGUAAAAAGCCGACUCCUGAAUCAGUUAUUGAAUUGAAAGUUAGUGUCAGUGACUCAAAGUAUGCAGCGUUUGCAUCUGUAGAAAUUAGGGUCAGUGCAAUGAAUGACAACAAACCAGUGUUUUGCAAAAAAGAAUAUGCUUUCGUCGAUGAGACGGACAGCAGGAAGAAGCAAAAAAUCUUUUCCCUAGGUGCUGCAGACAAAGAUAAAGGGAAAUUUGGAAAAAUAACAUAUCAAAUAGAUUCUUUAAAUGCAAAAAAGUAUUUUUCAGUUGAUGAAAAUGGUUAUGUGUUCACCAAUGGUUUAACUUUUGACCGCGAGCAAAAAGGUCGAUAUGACUUACCUAUACGUGCAACGGAUGAAGGUGGAAGAUUUUCCUUAUGUGAAUUGAUUGUGAAAGUCAAAGAUGAAAAUGACAAUGUACCUGUAUUUGAAUAUCCCUUCUAUGAGGCAAAUGUUUUGACGUCACAAAUUUCAGCUGAUUCUUUACUACACGUCGUUGCGCAUGAUGCAGAUGAAGGUAGCAAUGCAGAGUUAAACUAUAUGCCGCAUGGGUUAGGAGAAGAGAAAACUACUCCAAUUGUUGUUGAUGAAAAAACAGGGUUGGUUUCACUAGCCGGUUCUCCAAAAGGUGCCAUGUACCAGUUUUCUGUACGAGCUUCUGACAAUGGCUAUCCUGUGCAACAGUCAAAACACACCAAUGUAAAAAUUGUCGUCAAAAGAUGGAACUAUAAAUUGCUUGCUUUUACUAACGACUCUUAUCACGUCAGCAUAAACGAGCAAGAUGAAACGAAGAAAUCUAUUAUUGCUGUGCAAGUGAAUAUCAAGGACCUUAACAGGACUGUAAGAUAUAGCUUAGUAGAUGGAAAUUUACCAUUUACCAAAGCUAAUGAGUAUUUUAAAAUUAAUGCUAAUAGCGGUAAAAUCAAACUGCGAAAACAACUUGACUACGAGAAGAUAAAGAUGCAUAAACUGAUGGUACGAGCGACGACUGAUACCGAGAAUCAUCGUGCAACCUGUUUCGUGUACGUUCGUGUCAAUAACGUACGAAAUCAAAAACCUUGGUUUGAAAGCAGUCGAUAUGAAAUUCAAAUUGCGGAAAAUACGCCCGUACGAAAAAGAAUUCUGCAAGUUUUAGCUCGAGAUAGCAAUGCAGACACAAAAAGUGACAUCAAAUACACCAUCACUUCUUCUGAAAGAAGUUUGUUUGCUUUGAACAAGGACAGCGGCUGGAUUAAGAUAAAUCAACCCUUAGAUCGAGAAGCAAAAGCGUUCUAUGAAUUGAAGGUGAAGGCUACAAACAGUAAUGGUGAAUCAGCUGAUGCAACAGUUCGAGUCCACCUUGUCGAUGUGAACGACAGCCCCCCGAAGUUCUCUUCGCCAUCAUACCUUUUUGAAGUCAAAGAAGAUGCACUCAUUGGUCAGCCUAUUGGGAGUGUUAGCACAACUGAUCCUGACGUUAAUCCAACUAUACAUUACUUUAUACUGUCAGACACUUCCAAUGUAUCCUUCUCCAUCAACGUUAAGACUGGCCAAAUCAAUGUUUUGCGUAAAUUGUUAUUGUCGCAUUACAAGUUUACUGUAGUCGCCUACGAUGGAGUACACACGACCAAUGCAGUUGUAAGUGUCAAAACUGUGGAUGUCAAUAACAACCCGCCGUUUUGUGAGAAUUCCUACUACAAAAUAUAUGUGAGGGAAAAUCAAAAUGUAAGCACUCCACUUUUGCGCAUUAAAGCUAGCGAUGCAGAUCCUAGCGAUUCUUUAAAGUAUCUCAUCCAAGGUGACGGUGUUGGAAAAUUCCAAAUCAAUAAAACAACGGGCCUGCUAAACGCAGUCGAAUCGUUAGACCGGGAAACGAAUGACCGGCAUGAUUUUAAAGUAGCUGUAGCGGACAAAGCAGGUCAUAUUUGCACGUCUGAUGUUUUUAUAAGUGUACUAGAUGAGAACGACAAUGCGCCAGUAUUCGAACAGCAGUCGUACAGUACAACCGUUAGAGAGAAGUCAACACAAUCAAUGGUACUGACCCAGGUUUUAGCUUUCGAUCGAGACAGUUUGCACAAUCGUCAACUGAAGUACACCAUGCAGAACAACAAAGACGACAUAUUUUCAGUUGGUGCAUAUGGUAUCGUCUCUCUCUCCAAGCCGGAUCUGAUAAACCAAAAAAAUCAAGCAAAACACUCUCUAAUAGUGAAAGCCACCGACCUAGGCCAGCCCAGUCUGUCAGCCGUAACUAACUUGGAAAUUGUCGUCCUCACCAGUACAGACACUCCUCCGCAGUUUGAAGAAUUAGGAUAUCUCUUUGUGAUAAAGGAGAACUCGCCAGUUCUCACCAAUGUGGGUACUAUCGCAGUUAAGGUUGCUGAUAGCUUGAAAGACCAAACUGUCAUGAUGAAACUGCUUAAUGACCACGGUGGCAUGUUCACGUUGAAGAAUAACUUAUUGCAGCUUCAAAAGCCAUUGGAUUAUGAGCAAAAGAUAAAGUACUCGUUCAGGGUGAAAGCUUGGUUUAAGCAAAUUCCCUCUCUUUCUUCGCUGGUAAAUGUUGAAGUGGCUGUUACAGAUGCAAACGAUUUUACGCCUGUCUUUCUGGAAAAAUCUUACUUUAAACCAAUCGAUGAAAACGUCAGGCCCGGUACAUUUGUGCUACAGGCGUUUGCCACAGAUGCCGACGGUUCAAAAGAAAAUUCCCGCGUGAUCUACAGCUUGAUGAGUAAGCAUGUCGUACCGUUCGCAAUUGAUGCUGAAACAGGGGUGCUCGUCGUAAAUGGGUCGAUCGAUCAUGAAAUUCGUAAUAGUUACGAGUUUUACGUUACGGCUGAGGAUAAUGGAACGCCAAAAUUGUCGUCUAAGGUUGAAGUAACGAUUAACAUUACUGAUCUGAAUGACAAUGCACCGGUUAUCAGUGACUACAACACCAGUCUGAUCAUUCACGAGGGAAAACUACCUGGUUCUACUCUCCUUAAGUUAAGCGUAACUGAUAGAGAUUCUGCUGCGAAUGCUGCCCCGUUUUAUUGCAUGCUGUUACAUGGAGAUAGUAGCAUCUUCGAAGUUGGCACCGAGAACGGAAUUAACUGUGUAAUAAAGUCGAAGAAGUUGUUUAACAUUAAAGAAAAGUCGGAAUACGAUCUUCUUAUUCGAGUUACUGACUCUGGUACUCCGAAACGUUACAGCGAAUCUAAAGUAAAAGUGUUUGUCGUCGAAGAAAGCUACUACGCGCCUGUCAUACAAGACCCGAAAAUAUUUUUCGUCAUUGUGUCAAAACCGUACGGGGUAACAAAGAUCGGAGAUAUUCGUGUUUUUGACAAAGACCGGAACGACAUUCACCAAUACAAAAUAACGGCCGGAAACACUGAAAGUUAUUUCUCCGUACAACAAAUGACCGGCGUAAUUGAGGGUAAACCAGAGCGAGGAUCGUACUCUCUCUCAAUUGAAGUGUCUGAUGGGAAGUACUCAGACUCUAGCUUGUUUAAAAUUGUCGUCCACGAGCUGGUGCAAGAAGUAUAUGUGAAAAGUCUGCAAGUAUCGCUGACCAAUAUUGAUGCACGCACCUUUAUUCAAAAUAAAAUGAUACAAUUCGUGGAAGCUAUGGCUGCCAUUUCUGGACGCAAUAUCGAGAAUGUUUUCAUUUGGUCCAUUCAAAAUAUAGAAGCCAAGUCAGCUCGCAUUAAACGAAGCUCGACUGCAAAAACCUUACUUGCUGUCGCCGUGCAAAAUCCAUCAGAUUUGAGUUACAUGGAUCCAAAAGAGCUGAAGGACUACAUGAUAAACAGCAAAGCUCGUUUUGAUGACAUUGCUAUCAACAUUUACGUAUCUGAGGCUGAAUGUUCUGCGAAGACCUGUCCGACCUCACAGACAUGCGCCGUAACAUUGACACCUAAGGAGGAGAUCAUCUCAUUGUACACUCCAAGUGGUUACAUGUCUUUCCAGCGGGACGAAAAGUGUUACUGUAGUGACUGGAGUGAAGCUAUUGGCACAGAGUGCAUCUCAAAGGAUUUGUGUCUCCCAAACCCGUGCAAAGUAUGGGAGAAGUGUAUCCAAAGUGGCACAUCUUUUAGAUGUGAAUGUCUUGAUUUUGAUAAAUGCACCACCCCUGCCAGCAGUAGCGUGACGCUAAACGGGGCGUCCUAUGUUAGCUAUGGACUCCGCAGAGAUUUCGACGAAUUAUUCAGUUCACUCUCAAUGAGUUUUCGAACGGAAAGUAAAACAAACAUCUUAUUUUACGCUUAUGGAAGAGACUUCUUCAUUGUGGAGAUUGAACUGGGUUACCUCCAAGCACGUUUCGAUUUUGGAAGUGGAGUUGGCUCGAUAGGUAUCACAGAGAAGGAAGUGAGUGACGGAAACUGGCAUGUCGUGAAAGUGGAACGGUCGGGAAAUUACGUCGCGGUAACCUUAGAUCAAAACAUGUACAUGGCUAGUGGUCGUGCUCCUGGAAACAGUGCGAAAAUUAACAUCAAUGGUAAUUCAGUUGUGUUCGGCGCAGGUGUUUCGAAAGAUGGAACCCCCUUCUCUGGAUUUAAGGGUUGUAUGAAAGAAUUAAAAUUGAAUAAAAAAUUGCUGGCGUUCAGUGGUAGUAAUGACAUUGCGGAAACGAUUGAGACGCGAAAUGUCAAAUAUGGAUGUAAAGAUUCCGGCAAGUGUUCACUUAGCAAUUGUCCAACAUUUAGUGACUGUAUCAACACCUUCACAUCUUAUAAAUGCGUCUGUUUACCCGGCCACUUUGGUUCGACAUGCAAAUCGAAAUUGACGUGUGCCGACCGACCGUGCAAAAACAAUGGUAUCUGCACAUAUGAAGAAGUUGACGGCCAAAUUUCCUAUAAGUGCACGUGUAAGCAAGGUUUCACAGGUGCACAAUGUCAUAUCGACUUGCAGUCCUGCUCAUCAAAGCCGUGUUUAAACAAUGGCCGUUGCAUCGUCGUAAAUUCGAACACCUACAAAUGUGACUGUAAAUCAGGAUUUUCUGGGGAAAACUGUGACAUUAAUAACAAUCCAUGCUCGCCGAAUCCUUGUUAUAACGGAGGAAAAUGCAUCAAAAUGUAUAACAAUUACAAAUGCGAAUGUCCCCCUGGUAAAAAGGGCUUAAGAUGUUCCGCCGGGGAUUACUGCAGCCACGUCAAGUGUGAAAAUAAUGGAAAGUGUUACGAGCUAAGGGAUGGUUCCCGAUGUAUUUGCAAGAAAGGGUUUGGUGGAUCCAAUUGCGAACAAGAUAACAACGAAUGUUUACGCCCUGAUACCUGCAAAAACGGUGGCACUUGCAUCAAUACGUGGGGGUCACAUUACUGUAACUGCACAACUGGUAGUUCUGACGCAGACUGUGCGAAUGCUGUGCGCAAAAACAAAGAAGAACUUCCCUUGAUUUUUAUCAUUGUAGGCGUAGCAGGAGUGCUAAUUUUGAUUAUUGUUAUUGCCAUCAUGAUCUGUUGCUGCAAAAAACGCAAGCGAUCAUAUGCUACACCGAGAGAAGGGGCGCCGGAAAGGAAGUAUCCGCUUAAUCGCUACCAAAGGGAAGAUUAUGAGCUGGCAGAACUUUUUCCGCCCAACCCUCCACCUAGAGGCUUUCCUGCACCUCCCGCAUACUAUGAAGAAAAUGAUAAUGAUCAAGCAUCUGCUGCUAUGUACGACCCUUCAGUGACAUUCUCUGGUACUUCAUCCCCAAACGAUGGUAUGAUAAAGAUGAAAUUUAAUCUGGCUAGGAGGAGCGUGGAGUAUAACUCAGAUGAUGAGGAAGAGGAAGAUAUGCGAUAUCACUGGGACUACUCAGAGGUUCCUGAAGAUGUGAUAAACAGUAAAAUGUCAAGAGAAGGAAGUCGUAUCGGCCUGACAAAAAACGACCAUUAUUAUCCAGAAGGCGAAUAUGAAUAUGUUGACAUUCCUCAAAUACCAGAACGACCUGCCAGCAGACGAUCCUCUUUACCUGGCUUCUCUGAAUGUGAAAACGACAUGCCCGAGCUUCCUGCGUUGAGGUUAUCAAGGCAAUCCUUAAAAUAUGGAAACCAGUCUCCAUCUACAUUGCCUCGUCUACCUCCAGAUCUUUCUUCAAGGGAAUUCAAUAAUAGAUAUUCGUUAUUGUCUGACGAGAACGAACCGAACACUUCCUACUUUCACGACAUGCUCGAAGGGGAGACGGUGUCAGACAUUACGAACGUCACUCGUCCAUACAAAAAACCGUACGCUGGUAAUAAUUACGAAGACGAUGCGAGUGAUUUUGAUGAUCGAUUGGACGGCUUGACGGAAACGUCAUUCAACUCGGAUGAUGACUGUGCAACAGAAGCUGACCCACUGGAUCCCGAAAAUACAAGACAGCUCGAACGUGACAUCAAAAAGCUAAUCAAAGAUUUACAAAAACGUACGGAAGAAGACGAGUAA